AUGGAACGAGCCGCUUAUCAGUGGGUGUCAGAGUACCUCAGCAAAGUCGAUGUCACUUCCGCAACCCACUCGGCUCCCCAAAAUGGACGCACACGGCCCCGUGCCUACCUUAUGCACCUUCUGACCUCCACUCCAUUUAGCGUCCGGGUUAGCCUCGAUGUUAACCAUCAACGUGGGUUGUGGGCCAUGAAGAGAAGGAAAACCCCAAAGUCAUUUGAAAGUGGUCGGCAGCGGAUUUGUUUCAUCAAAUCUGGCGACAUCGUUCAGAACCCUGUUAUCUUCAGUUAA
This is a messenger RNA of Colletotrichum lupini, 288 nucleotides long. RefSeq lists its product as uncharacterized. The transcript has 5 exons. Bases 1 to 288 code for a protein of 95 amino acids. Lineage: Eukaryota; Fungi; Ascomycota; Sordariomycetes; Glomerellales; Glomerellaceae. The record is from RefSeq and is a predicted model, not a curated record.